AUGAUCCUGUGGCUCAAUUUGGUUUCCUUACUGGCAGUCCUCAGAGGUGUCCUGUCAGAGGCCCAGUUGGUGGAGUCCGGAGGGGACGUGAGAAGGCCUGGAGAGUCCCUCCAUCUCACCUGCCAAGGCUCCGGAUUCAGCUUCAGCAGCUACUACAUGGGCUGGGUGAGACAGGCCCCUGGAAAAGGGCUGGAAUGGGUGGCAUACAUAAGCUCUGGUUCUGGUUCCAGUACUUACUACUCGGACAAAGUCAAGGGACGCUUCACCAUCUCCAGGGACAACUCCAAAAGCCAACUCUAUCUGCAAAUGAACAGCCUGAAGCCAGAGGACUCGGCAGUCUAUUACUGUGCGAGGGACACAGUGAGAGGAAGUGAGUCUGAAGCCUGGCAAAAACCUUCCCUUGGUCACAGCUGCUCUGCAAGAACCCUGAGCAUGGUAGCCCUUCCAGAUCAGAUCACCCAGGCAGACACUCUGGGAGACAGACAGUUCUUCAAGCUACCCCCACCAAAACAAAGUUCCUGCAGUCUCCCAAACCCUCACCUGUCAAUUCCCCUCCAUUCAUUCGAGGGAGCAAUAAUGAUCCUGUGGCUGAACUUGGUGUCCUUCCUAGCAGUCCUCAGAGGUGUCCAAUCUGCAGCCCAGUUGCUGGAGUCUGGAGGGGAUGUGAGAAGGCCUGGAGAGUCCCUCCGUCUCUCCUGCCAAGCCUCUGGGUUCUCCUUCAGCAGCCAUUGGAUGCACUGGGUGAGACAAGCUCCAGGGAAAGGCCUGGAAUGGGUGUCCAUCAUAAACCCUGGUUCAAGUGAUAUUAGGUACUCGGACAAAGUGAAGGGACGCUUCACCAUCUCCAGGGACAACUCCAAAAGCCAACUCUAUUUGCAAAUGAACAGCCUGAAGACGGAGGACUCGGCAGUCUAUUACUGUGCGAGAGACACAGUGGGAGGAAGUGAGUCUGAAGCCUGGCUUAAACCU
Molecule: messenger RNA, 969 nt
Organism: Candoia aspera
Lineage: Eukaryota; Metazoa; Chordata; Lepidosauria; Squamata; Candoiidae
Exons: 5
Biological process (GO): immunoglobulin mediated immune response
Cellular component (GO): blood microparticle
Molecular function (GO): antigen binding
Source: RefSeq, a predicted model, not a curated record